AUUUGAUAAAAUAAAGUACCGGUAGGUUAGAAUAUCUCAAAAAGCUGCAAGGAAAUGCCACAAUCCAGACGAAUUCAAGAACAGAUGAGUGAACCACGAUGACAGUCAUUAUCUACAAAUGAAGUCUGCCUCCUACGCUUGAAAGCACCUUGUAAGCAGCAGCGCCCAUUGAGCUCGGAAUGGAUGAAUUGUUCAGGAUGCCUGCUGCUGUCGAGUGGGACAAUGUGAAGAAGCUUGACCCUCUGACCCUCCACGAAAGUUAUAAAGAUGAACUGGACAGUGUCAUCAAUCUACUCACAUCGACAGAAGAGUGGGAGGUGGAGCGGCGAACUCAAGAGGAUGUUAUACACAUCUUGCGAGUGUUUCAGGCCUUGCUCAAGAUGAAGCAUCAGGAAGCAGCUUUGGCUGAAGAGUUAGUGGAGGCACAAGAGAAAAAUGAAAAUGCGAUUCUCGCCAAGGUGUCCAGACUUGAGGAAGAGCUUACGUAUGCCGGUACAGGACCGGACAACAGUUUUCUAAGGAAUGAGAUUCGACAGCUGAAGGGCCAGCUGGUGCGCAAGGAGGAGAUGAUCAAUCAACUGAAGAAGGAAAUAAAUAGGGAGAAGAAGACCACAGAGAAGCUGUUUUCACGAGCAGAGGCUGCUGAGGAAGACCUGAAGACAUUGAAAAAAGAGAAUACACAGCUCCAGCAGGACAUAGACUUCUAUCAGGAAGAAUUGGCACUUAAGGAGUCAGAUGCGUCCAAAAAUGAGAAUGCAGAGACUCAGAGAAAGCUUAUUUCGACAACCCGUCAGCUCACCCAGUACAUGGACAACCUUCUGCAAGCAGAGGACGAGAUCGCGCGGCUGAAGGAGGACACACUCCGCAUGGAGAAAUGCAUGAUGGAUUCAACCAAGGAGAUGGAGAAGAUGACUAACGAGUAUAAUCAGAUCAAGAUGGCUGUCCAUCAGUGUGACACCGAAACAGACAAGCUGAGGAAAGAGAGGGAUCGUGCCCAGCUUCAGAUAAAAGAGCUGACGCAGAAGAUAAAUGACAUGAUGGAAGAGGACGGGCCCAUAAUGGCAGCAGUGGAUGCACAAGUGGACCAAUGGAAGAAAGUGCUCUCUGAAAAGAACGAGGAGAUUUUGGUCUAUCAGCAUAUGAUCUGUGACGUUCAGCAGAAGUUGCGUAUGGCGCGGUUGGACACUGAGAGAAACAACAUUCUUUCCUUGCAACAGGCUGUGGAAGAGCGAGAUGGUCGCAUCGAGAUCUUGAGAGAGCAAGUGGAGCAAUACACUAUUGAAAUGAAGAAGCAGACGCUCUUUAUGGAAGCUCUGAAGGUUCCCAAAAUGGAAAGUGCAACGCUCGUCCAUCAGAGAAAAAUGAAGGAGCUCCAGUACAAGUGGAACGCUGCCGAGGUAAGGGCUGCAGAAGCGGAGGAAGCUUCCAAACUCGCCCAAGCCCACGCAGAGGAAAAAGACCGGGAGAUUAUUGAGGUCUCCAAGCGCCUGACAGAGUAUGAGCGUGGCAUUCAUGGCUUGGAAGAAGCAGUUAGUGAGAUCAGGGAGUGUAAAAUUCAAAUCCGAAGGAGAGAUUUGAAUUUGGAGGCAGUGACCAAAGAGAUCAAUCAAGCAUACAUAACGAUGGAACAGCUCGCAGAGGAAAACGAGGACUUCCGCGAAAGACUUGGGUAUGAACCCAGUCAGGUUGUGGACCUGAGCAGGUUCAGGCGAGCCAGAGGCCUCAAACAACGACAGUACAAAGCUGAAAAUCAAAUCCUUACUAAAGAAAUUGAACGUCUUGAAGAGGAGCGACUGGAAAUGAAGAAACAAGUCCGACAAUUGGCCAAGCAGACUGUGCUUCCACCGUCCAUCUUGGAGGAGGACAACAUCACAAAUGCUAAAAAACUGCAGCCUACUCUUACACAAAACAGCAACGUUCCUGAAAACGAAGAGCCACAGCUUUUAAAGCCAUGCAUGCCAACUAGUGACCCCUCUGAUGGAGACAAGAGAAUCCCUGUUGAAAUAUCUCAGGGUGAACUUGGGGAAGAUGUAAUGAUACAAAAGAGGGAGGCGGAACUCCACAACUACCAACUCCGGUCCAAGAGGCUGUCACCAACCGUCUUGGUGGAGGACAAUGUCACACACGUAGUAAAAAAGCCACCAAAUUUUACUCGAAGCAGCAACGCUCACGAAAACAAAGCAGCACAAGUAAAGCUGCUAAAGACACAUCGGAUGCCAACUGGUGACACUGCUGAGGGAGACAAGAGAAUCUCCGUUGAAACAUCUCAGGGUGAAUUUGUGGAAGAUGCGGUGAUGAUGCCAAAAAGGGAGGCGGAGCUCCAGCCUAAGCGUAAUUGGCUGUCACAGUCUGUCUUGCAGAAGGACAAUGUUACACACGUAAAGCAGCCACCAACACUUAUUCAAAACAUCAACGCUCACGAAAACAAGGAGGCACUAUUAAAGCUGUUAAAAACACAUCACAUGACAUUUCAUGACACCGCUGAAGAAGACAGGAGCAUCUCUGUUGUAACAUGUCAGGGAGAAUGUGGGGAAGAAGCGAUGAUGAUGCGGAGGAAGGAGGAGGGACUCCACAGAUACCAGCUCCAGCUUAAGCUGGAGCUACUCUCAAAAGAGAAAGAAGCUUUAGAGGCUGCAGUCAAAGAUGUUCUUGAGGCCCUGAAGGCUAAGGACACCACAAAUAUCCCUAGUCUGCAAAAGCUGGCCAAUCAAGAUCUAAAGGUCUUCGUCACUGAUACGUUGGCGAGCCUCCAAGCGGACUACACGAAGGCCAUCCAGGAGAAGAUGAACAUUGAGAAGGAGAGCAAGAGAACGAUUCACACUUAUGACCAGAGGUUUCAGGAGAUGAAGCAGACCUGCAAUUAUUUGGAGGAGAAACUAAAGGAAAAGUCCAGUUUUGAGGCAGACAGCCAGGCUGCCCUGAUGCUGGCUUACAAGAGCAUAAAAGAUCUACAAUGUCGACUCAACAACAAAGAAGAAGUGAUCAAAAAGUACCAGAACCAGCUAAUUAAAGCGGGAAAGAAUCAAGAAGAUUUGAUAAAGUCACACGCCGAGGAGAUGAAAAUGUUGUAUGAGAAGUUGGACUCCAACAACAACCUGGCCCUGGAACGCCUCAGACGCAAGUCCUUUCCACAGGAAGCCAUUAAGAACCCUAGCAUCACCACGCCGCUGUCCAAACAUCUGGACCAUGUGGCUGAGUUGGAGCAGAUGGUGGCUGAGCAGGACGUGUCUCUCGCGUCUGCUAAUAGGAAGCUAAAGAUGGCCACCACUGAAUUGGAGCGACAAAAGGCUGCCAUGGAAAUACAGAUCAAGAAGCAUGCUGAUGAGAUCUCGAAGCUCAGGAGGGCUCAUACAGUGGAGAUGGAAGAUGCAAACUUUGAGUCCAACGACCAGAGGAGCCAAAUAGUGAAGCUUAAGAAAGAGAUUGACUCUCUCCAGAAUGAGCUGGAGAGCCAAAAGGAGGCCAAUGUUGUGUCGGCGAGUAACACCUUGAAGAACGUGGUGGAACGCCAGAAGGAUAAGCUCCUUUACAAAGAGAAACAGAUCAAGGCUCUGAGCAAAGUACUCCUUGGAAUGCGGGCCCAGGUGACUUCGGCUGCAGAACAGGUCUUGACUUCACAGACUGAGGAAAAACUCAGCAUUCAGAAGUUGGUCGACAAGCAGACUAAAGACCUCAAGGAUCAGGUGCAAGAUCUUAAUGACCAACUAGAGACAGUAAACGUCGCGUCCAGAAAGAACGAAACUAGACUGAAGGUUCAAUUCGACAACCUCAACAAGAAGCUGCAGAGGAGUCUCAACAUUCAGAAGGCGCUUCGUGUUCAGUUGGAGGAGAAAGAACAGGCGUUCCAAGAGUUGGAGAAGCAAAUCAAGAGCCGCAGUGACACCGCUCAGAGUAAAGAGAAAGUAGAACAGUGGGAGGAGGCUAAGAAGUGGCAGUCCAGGUUGGAAAAGGUGAAGAGUGUUCUGAAAGACAAGGAACAACAAAACUACUUCCUGUCAUUGCAACUCAAAACUAUAAAAGACCUUUAUGCAAAGCUUGAGCGAGAGAGGAACACAGUACAGAAGAAGACCAAGGCCAAAGGAUUUACAGCUGAUCCGGUAGUAGAGGCAGCUCAGUUGAUGACCACCAAACAAGAGCAAUCUAUGAAUGUUAAGGUCUGUGAGGAUAAGAACCAAUCACAGGAGGAAACACCGCAAACCUUACAAACACAAAUUUCCACCAAGGCUCUUGAAGCAUCACUUCGUUUGCUUCAGGUGCCAAAGAAAGAGGCCGAGAUGCCGUUGCAAAGUGACAUUGAGAAGGAAAAUCUAAAAUUGGGCCCGGAGAAUGUUCACCUGCACCUCCAGCUCACGCCGGCUAACUUAGACUUGCCGAGAUUCAAGAUGGACACAUUAAACAUUCCUGAAAGUUUGGGAGCAGAAACAUCUCUCAACAAUGUCAGUACAAUAAACAAAGACAACGUGGAGUGUGAAGGAAAGCCAGAGGAGAUAGGCGAGCUACACGAGAAGAUGCCUCAAAGUGACAAAGAUGACAAGGUGCCAAAAAAUCCUGUUCAAGCAACUGAAGCUGAGAAAGGCCACGACCCCGCGUAUUGGUCAGCUUUCUUUCUGAAAGAAAGAAGAACAAAGAAGUCCUGUGCUAAAGAGAAAAGCAAUCCCAACGACAAAGAUUUUAACUUUUACAAAUGAAAUGCCUCAAUGAAUCUUUUUUUCCCUAUGAACGGUUUUCAAAAUCUUUAUUGGUGGAUUUUCUCAAGUUAAAGCGCCACACAGAAAUUAUUAAAUUUAUUUGUGUAAGCAAGAUUUUUAUUCUUAUUAUUUAAUUACAGGUGUUUUAGCUUAUUUCAAUUUAUUUUAUUUAAAUGGGCUAUUAUUUAUUUCAUUAUGUUUAUAUUUUACAAAUGUGAUGUAGUAUUCAUUUAUAUUGUAUAUUUUAUGUUGUAUAGCUUUAGUUCCUAUGUGAAUAUUAGUUCCUACUUGUUUUGUUGUGGUAGGAGGGUUUUGUAUUGAACACAGGGCCAUGUUGGUUAUUAUUAUAGCAGAGAAGACAGCAGUAAAUCAAGUCAACUGUGCCCCGAUCUACCACUCAAGAUCUGAUGGACUCAAAAAGUGGGUUACGAUUGCAUAUUAGUUUGAAAAUCGACCGGAUCCACCGUAUUUUUACACGAGGGACUUCCGGUCUGCCUGAUCCUAGCGAGUAGUAUUGACGCAGGAGGGCCGCAUCUCACAUCAAAUAAACUCUGCCGUUCUUUUCGCGUGUGUUGCGUUGAGCCGCUUCUGGGACGCGUCUAACACGCGGCCGCACUGUGACUGGUGUGCAUUGACUGUGUUCUCGCGGCGGCCACGUUGUCGCACCGUUGACGUUUCUGGGUAAUAUACUGUUUUACCGUGUUGGUCCUCAUUAUAGUAGAGAAGACGGAGUAAAUAUAAUCUACACAAAGAAACUGUAACCCGAUCGACUCACAGCCUCGAAAAGUAAGGGUUACAUCACGUCAGAAACUUGUUUGGUAAGCCUCCGUUUUGAACCGAGCACCCCGUACCGAAACGGUUCAAUACAAAUACAUGUACCGUUACACUCUUAUUACUAACGCAUCUUGUUCUUUAUACAUGUUGCUAAUGCCGCCGUGUCUGUCAUUUGCAUCUAGUUCUAUAAUAUGUGAUAUCUACCGUAGCAUCAUGUGGGCGUAGUUUGUAGGCUAUUGGCUACAGUCAAGUAUUAUUGGAGCCACCUAGCAUCGGGUUUGCAGUGGCGUCAGACCUCCCUUGCCUCCUCCCCACUCCUGCUCUGCUCUCUCGUCUCCGCGAGUCAGUCUCUCUCAGAAUUUUCUCGCGUCAUUCAACCAACAUAGUAACGCAUAGUAACGUACGCCUUUCCCGCCUCAGUAACGGUGACGGCGUUGCCAAGAUGAGAAAAGUAAUUUAGAUUUCUCACUACUGCAAAAAAUAACGCCGUUAGUAACGCCGUUAUUAACAACACUGGUGGCCAUAUACCAUAUACUACAGAGCUGCAUACCAGAUUUCCUUUGUGACAUCAGCUUCUGUAUGCAGACCGCUGACAAUGUUCAAUUGCUCGGCCUGUAGAAAGGACAGAAGAAAAGUAUUUAGGCCCCAAGUUUCCCCAAUAAGCCAUGUAGAGAAUUGGCCAGUUUCAGCAGUAGACUGCGUAUUUUGUUCCACCCUUGUCUCGCAUGUUUGGGUACAUGCAGGAGUGAAAAUGGGCUGGAACGCUGUUCCGGUAUACGGUGCUUUGAUCUCGAAAAUAUAACUUGUCUGCAACUGUCAAAACCCAAGGUAAAAAAAAAAAACAAGAAAACUGCCAGGCUGCCACACACUCUUCUCCACGAAGAAAACAAUCUACCUUGACAGGUGGAAAAGCGCUAUAUAAGUAUAACACCACCAACAUCAGAUUUACUGUACGUACAAGUGUUAACAAGCAUAAUAAAGUGCUUGUGUAGCGUAACCCUUCUCCACCAAUAUUAAUUAUUUAUUCAUUCAACGGACGGCACGGAGGUUUCCCCAGAUGAUGCAGUUAUCAGAGUAUGACGAUAACGAGUCACGUCAAUGUGCACUCAGCAAAGCAAACCACCCUAAAUUCAGUUGUUUGUUCAAUUUGCUGACAUACUGACAUGUGAUCGGCAGUUAUAGUAGUAUGAAAAAGUAUCUGAAGCUUUUUGGUAUUUCUGACAUAUCUGCAUAAAAUCACCAUCAAAUGAGAUCUGAUCAAAUCACACAGAUUAAAAAGUCUGCUAUAACUAAAAUCACCUAAACAUUGAAAGAGUCUGCUACAACUCAACCCAACUAAACAUUGAUAGGUUUUCAUAUUUUAAUGGGGAUAGCAUGCAAACAAUAACAGAAGGGGGGAAAAAAAAUAAGUGAACCAUCACAUUUAAUAUUUUGUGGCCUCCAACCUUUGGCAGCAAUAACUUCAACCAGACGCUUCCUGUAGCUGCAGAUCAGUCCAGCACAUCGAUCAGGUCUAAUCUUGGCCCAUUCUUCUCUACAAAACUGCUGUAGUUCAGUCAGAUUCCUGGGAUGUCUGGCAUGGAUCGCCAUCUUUAGCUCAUGUCACAGCAUCUCAAUGGGGUUUAAGUCUGGACUUUGACUCAACUCCAGAACGUGUAUUUUCUUCUUCUGAAACCAUUCUGAAGUUGAUUUACUUCUGUGUUUUGGAUCAUUGUUUUGUUGCAGCAUCCAUCCUCUUUUGAGCUUCAACUGUCUGAGAGAUGGCCUCAGGUUUUCCUGUAAAACAUCCCGAUAAACGUUUGAAUUCAUUCUUCCAUUAAUGAUUGCAAGUUGGUCGGGCCCUAAGGCAGCAAAACAGCCCAAAAUCAUGAUGCUUCCUCCACACAUGACGUUGUGUGUUGCUCCCAAACAAUUCAACUUGGGUUUCAUCAGUCCACAAAAAUUUUGCCAAAACAUCUGGAGUGUCCAAGUGCCUUUUUGCGAACAUUAAACUAGCAUCAGUGUUUUUUUUUUAAGACAACAUUGGCUUCUGCCGUGGAGUCCUCCCAUGAACACCAUUAUUGGCCAUAGUUGAUGUGUGCACAGAGAUAUUAGACUGUGCCGGUGAUUUCUGUAUGUCUUUAGCAGACACUCUAGGGCAGGGGUCUCCAACCCAGUCCUCAAGACCCACUGUGGGUCCUAGUUUUUGUUCCAGCAGAGACAGUUGAACCAAUGAGGAUUCUGCUAAAACAAGCUACACCUGACUGCGAUCAACUGAUUGCACUUGUAAAACACCAGUUUGGGGAAAAAGUGUUGUCACCUUGUAUGGUAGGAAUGAAAUCCUGCACCCACAGUGGGCCUUUGUGGAAUAGGUUGGGGACCCCUGCUCUAGGGUUUUUUUUGUUUUGUUUACCUCUCUGAGCAUUCUGCGAUGAACUUUAGUCGUCAUCUUUGAACUUUAGUCAUCAUCUUUGGUGGACGGCCACUCCUUGGGAGAGAAGCAAAAUUUCCAAACGCUCUCCAUUUGAAGACAACUUCUCGGACUGUCGAUUGAUGAACAGCCAGACUUUUAGAGAUGGUUUUUGUAUCCUUUCCCUGCUUUAUACAAAUCAACAAUCCUUGAUUGCAGGUCUUCAGACAACUCUUUUGACCGAGCCAUGAUGCACAGUUGCACACCAGACAAUGCUUUUCAUCAAGACAUUUCUUACUAGGUGUGUGUUUUAUAGUGGGCAGAGCAGCUUUAAACCAGUCAUCAGUGAUCGGCACACACCUGACUUAAAAUGUUUGGUAACAUUUUUUUAAGUCUCCUUAGGGAGAGGAUUCACUUACUUAUUUUCCCCCUUCUGUCAUUGUUUGCAUGCUAUCCUCUUUAAACUAUGAAAACCUAUAAAUGUUUGGGUGGUUUUAGUUAAAGCAGACACUGUAUUUUCAUCUGUGUGGUUUUGAAAAAGAUCAGAUCACAUUUGAUGGUUAUUUUAUGCAGAAAUUCCAAAAGGUUCGGAUACUUUUUCAUCCUACUUUAGGUAGCUCUGAUUCGUAUUGGUUCAAAUGCACAUUUUCUGGAACAGAAAAACAGCUAAAAAGAACAAGCUUGUUGAAGUGAUGCUAUAAAAAACGGGUAAUUAAACAGAAAACUGAUCAAAUCUUAAAGAGCAAGGAAAGAGUUGAACAGGCUUAUGUAUUAUUUAUUAUUUGCUCUAAUGGGGAGGUUCAGAAAAUCUUACCUGUCAAUGUGCAUUUUGGACAACUUAUUUAUUGCCUUAUGAUUUAAAAAAGUCAAUGUUUGCGCAAUCUUCAAAAUAUAUUCCAUUUCACUGCGCAUAAUAUAAGUGAUUUGUACUUUUGUGAAUGUGUGUUACUUUUAUCUUUAUUAAAAAACUAAAUGUAAAUGUUUACAUCAACCUAAAUUUUAAUGUACAUCCUAUGUUCUUAAGUAGUUAAAAUUGAGAUUUUGCAUUUCGAUGUGAGGAAAUGAGGGAAAAUAAAAAUUAGGAGAUGGGGUUGAGGUUACUGAUGUUUUUGUUAACUUUUGUUUUGAAAAUCAUUUAAAAAAAAAAAAUUUUGAAUGAAAUCAUUUUUUUUAUGUCUUAUAUGAAUAACUGUGCCAAAAACAGUUUUCUUUGCCUUUCAGUGGUUUUAGGAGGUUUGACCUCCCUCCCCCCAAAAAAAUCUGGCUCUGUGGUGACCCUCAUAUCAGGGAGUUUCGGCAAGAAACUCUAGCCACUUUCAUCCCUGGGACCUCUGUCAGAAUACUCACACAAGUAGACCAAUUCACAGUGGGAAGUCACUAGGGGUGUGCCAUCUUAGGCACCCCACGAUUCGAUUCGAUUACGAUUCAG
Messenger RNA from Corythoichthys intestinalis (scribbled pipefish), 9280 nucleotides. Its product is annotated as centrosomal protein of 290 kDa-like. The record is from RefSeq and is a predicted model, not a curated record. Bases 180 to 4688 code for a protein of 1502 amino acids. NCBI's taxonomy places the organism in Eukaryota, Metazoa, Chordata, Actinopteri, Syngnathiformes, Syngnathidae. The transcript has 42 exons. Gene Ontology annotation, cellular component: centriolar satellite; ciliary transition zone. Gene Ontology annotation, biological process: ciliary transition zone assembly; non-motile cilium assembly; kidney development.